UCUGUGUGUGAAAUCUUUCAGUACUUAUUAACACAACAGAGUUGAAAUAACAGAGAAAUGUUUUGACAGGCUAACUGACACAUCUGCAUUCACGCAUACAUCACACUGAGCUAUUGAGACAACGUGUUUGCUUCCUUUUUUUCAACCUUUACACCUCUACGACACAGAUCAUUAUAUUAAUUAUUAGUCAUUACUAGAACAGCAGCCUUGAAAUUGAGCCUGUGCAGACAAAUAGAAAGACAAAGAGCAGAGUAUGAAGUAAGACAAGCAGCCAGGCAGGGAGUCAGUCUCUAAAUAUAAUAAUCAUUAAAUAGUGGCCCAGCCCCAUUAAACAUAGCGGUAAGCAGCAGGGUGUGAGGAGCAGCCAGGUCCUGAGCGCAAUACUGUUUACACUACAAAUGCGGUUGAGUUACACCAUGUACAGUAAAAUGGGCCUGACUGCCAGUAACUCUAGUCACUUACCAACAAAAGCAUCAUUUCCUGAAAGCUCCUCCCUCCUCCCUCCCUCCUUUCCCCACCUCUCCCCUCCCCUCCUCUGCUCUCUCACUCGCUCUCCAACCACCUUUUCGAGCUCUGAGGAACUAGUCCACAAUCACUAUGACUAAGCCCUCUAUGCAAAUACCUGACUGUCCUGGCGAAGCAGGAAGCAUGUUUUAGACUUGCCUGUGUCUCUGUUGGUGACAGUAACAGAGUUUGUAUGCGUGAGCUCACUGCCCAGAGGGUACCUACAGUAGAGGCAAAUGUGUGUGUUGAACCAGAGAGGAACUGUGAAAGGGCUAGUGAGAGUCCACUGUUGGGUGGAAGUGCACCAGCUGUAAGGUGAAUACCUCCACUUUGACCAACACAUGGAAGAGGCUGUCGCAUUCAGGGAUUCAAGGUGAAGCAGGAGUAUAUAUGUGUGUGUAUUUCACCCCCCCCAUACUGCAGCGUUUGGACCCAUGUCUCUCAUGCAACUCUGGACUAAAUUAUAUUCACAGCUGGGACGACAGCUUCCCAAGGACCUGUCCUGCAUUGAUGACCUCUCCACAAACUCCUUGUUCUCCUCUCCGGCUGACUCGCUGUCGGAGUAUGCUGAUGCCCAGUCCUUCAUCAGCACAGACAACCUAGACACAGUGCCCACCCUCUGGGACGUCAACACUAGCACCACCACCACACCAGCCCAGAGCCAGUUAGAGCUGAAUGGCACCGGCAGGUUUCAUGGCUUGGCCAGUUUGGAUGAUAUAACUGCUAUUAUCAGCACCCCACCUUUAGGAUUCCAGGCUCAGAGAACCCAGCCACCACCAGAGGAGGAAGAGGAUGCAGAGGAGGAGGAGACAGAGGAACUGGGACAUGUAGACACAUAUGCUGAGUACAGACCUUCCAAAUCCACUAUAGGAAUUUCUCAUCCUGACAUAGUGGUAGAGACCAACACGCUAUCCAGUGUCCCUCCUCCCGACAUCACAUACACUCUGUCUAUCCCUAAGACAACUAUUGAUCAUGGCCUGCUGUCUGCUCUGCAGCUAGAGGCUAUCAUCUACGCUUGCCAGCAACACGAGGUUAUCCUCCAGAACAACCAGAGGGCAGGCUUCCUGAUCGGAGAUGGGGCAGGGGUCGGAAAGGGACGCACUGUGGCAGGCAUCAUCCUGGAGAAUUACCUUAAGGGGCGGAAGAAAGCACUAUGGUUCAGCAUAUCCAAUGACCUGAAAUUCGAUGCAGAGAGAGAUCUCAAAGACAUAGAUGCACCGAAUAUUCCUGUGCAUGCCUUAAACAAGAUAAAGUAUGGAGACACAGCUACCUCAGAAGGAGUCCUGUUUGCAACUUACUCUGCGCUGAUUGGAGAGAGCCAGGCAGGAGGGCAGCACCGGACCAGAAUUAAACAGAUCCUAGACUGGUGCAAACCAGACUUUGACGGAGUUAUUAUUUUUGAUGAAUGCCACAAAGCCAAGAAUGCCACAUCCACAAAGAUGGGCAAGGCAGUGCUUGACCUACAAAACAAGCUGCCACGGGCCAGAGUGGUUUAUGCCAGUGCCACAGGUGCCUCUGAGCCAAAGAACAUGAUCUACAUGAGCCGCCUGGGAAUCUGGGGUGAGGGUACACCCUUCAGGACCUUUGAUGACUUCCUGCACGCAAUUGAAAAGAGAGGUGUCGGUGCCAUGGAGAUUGUUGCCAUGGAUAUGAAAGUGAGCGGGAUGUACAUUGCCCGGCAGUUGAGCUUCUCAGGGGUGUCUUUCCGCAUUGAAGAGAUUGGACUGGACAAUGAUUUCAAACUUGUCUACAACAAAGCUGCCAAACUGUGGGCAGAGGCGUUGCAGGUUUUUAUGCGUGCAGCUGAUGAGUUGGGCCUGGUCAGCAGAAAGUCUCUGUGGGGCCAGUUCUGGUCGUCUCACCAGCGCUUCUUCAAAUACCUCUGUAUUGCUGCCAAGGUCCGCUGCCUGGUGGAGCUGGCCCGAAAAGAGCUGGAGGCCGGAAAGUGCAUCGUUAUUGGGCUGCAGUCUACCGGAGAGUCCCGCACCAGAGAGGUCUUGGAUGAGAAUGAUGGGCAUCUCGACAGAUUUGUUUCUGCAGCGGAGGGAGUAUUCCAGUCACUUGUAACAAAACAUUUCCCAUCAGAGAAACAGAGGAGGGAGAAGGCACCAGGAAAUAAGAGAAAACGGAAGCCUAGAGGUCGCCAGCCCAAGAUACCCAAGCACAGUGUGGACAGCGGUGGUGUGAUCAACAUCAGUGAUGACAGCAGCAGUGACUCCGAUGGCAUGGACACGGACUCCAACUCCUCACCAGACUCCCUGCUAGACAAUGACGAUGUCAUCUUUGUGAACCACACUAGCUGCCAGACAGCCAGGAUAGAGGAGAUGAAGCAGGGCCUCCUAAACAAAAUAUCCAUACUGGGGAAAGAACUACCUCUCAAUACCUUGGAUGAGCUCAUCGAUAAGUUUGGGGGACCAGAUAAAGUUUCAGAGAUGACUGGUCGUAAGGGUCGUGUGGUGCGGCGCCCUGACGGCAGCGUCCGUUAUGAGUCACGGGCUGAGCAGGGUCUUACCAUCGACCACAUUAACAUCAAGGAGAAAGAUCGCUUCAUGAGUGGAGAGAAGUUGGUGGCCAUCAUCUCAGAGGCAGCCAGCUCUGGGAUUUCCCUGCAGGCAGACAAGCGAGUGAAAAACCAGAGGCGCAGGGUCCACAUGACCUUGGAGCUGCCUUGGAGUGCAGACAGGGCCAUUCAGCAGUUUGGUCGCACCCAUCGAUCUAAUCAGGUGACGGCCCCAGAGUAUAUCUUCCUCAUCUCGGAGUUGGCUGGGGAGAGACGUUUUGCUUCCAUUGUGGCCAAAAGACUAGAGAGCCUGGGUGCAUUAACCCAUGGAGACAGAAGAGCCACAGAAUCCAGAGACCUGAGCAAGUACAAUUUUGAGAACAAGUAUGGUACCAAGGCUCUAGAUAAAAUCACCAAAGCAAUCCUUGGCCACAUAGAGAACAAGGUGCCCCCUCCCAAAGGAUAUCCUGGGGGUGAAGCCAUGUUCUUCAGAGACAUGAAACUUGGAAUGAUGGAUGUGGGCAUCUUUUGCAAGGAGCCCCGCUUUGGAAUCAGUACUGAGAAAGACUGCAGCAUCACAAAGUUCUUAAAUCGCAUCCUGGGCUUAGAGGUCCACAAGCAGAACCAUCUCUUCCAGUACUUCACUGACAACUUUGACUACCUAAUCGAGAAGGAUAAGAAGGAGGGCAAAUACGACAUGGGAAUACUAGACCUUGCCCCGGGUAACGAUGAGAUCUAUGAGGAGAAGCAGGAAACUUUUCUGACAGCUGGAAACCCUCAGGAUGGACAGGUUGUUCUCUAUAAGAUCAGUGUGGACAGAGGUAUGCCCUGGGAUGAGGCCUGCAACAGAUCCCUGAAGCUCAGCGGUCCUGAAGAGGGAUUCUACCUGUCCCUGAAGCUGCGAGGUAACUACCCAUGUGUGCUGCUAGCUGAACAAGGAAGAGGCAAGAACUUCAUUGUCUACAAGCCCAACAUCGGCAAGCAGGCCCACCCUGAGAGCCUGGACAACCUGCAACAACGUUACCGAAAGGUGACUCCAGAGGAAGCCAGGGACAGCUGGGAAAACCAGUUCACCUUCUCUUUCAAGAAGUGUAGCCAUGCCAACUGGAAUGGAAAAUGUAAGAAAAUUGAGGAAGGCCAGGAGUGUCUGCAGGGCAUGCGCCUCCGUCAGUACCACAUGUUGUGUGGUGCUCUGUUGCGUGUGUGGAAGCGCGUAUCCGAUGUGGUGUCUGACAUCACCAGCUCCAGCAUCCUGCAGAUUGUCCGACUUAAAACCAAGCAGCAUAACAAGCAAGUCGGUAUCAAGAUCCCAGAGAACUGUGUGGCACGUGUUCGGGAGGAGCUGUUGGUAAUGGACGAGGAGGUGAAGAGGAGACGAAAGGAGAGGGAGCAGCAGGCUGUGGAGCAACGACUAGCCGAGGAGUGCAGACGGAAAAUGGAGCAGGAUAACAAACACCUUCUGGCAAAUCUGUUCAGCAAACCCAUGCUGGCCCAGUCGCUCACCCAAAAGCAUAUCCUCAACCCUAAACUGAACCAACAUGUUCUACCAAGGACACAAACUGGGAGCAUUCCUCAGCUGCAGAGAAUGCAAUCCCAAAACCAGUCCUCGCAGAUCAUAUCCAUGUUGUCCUUACAGAGAAAUCCCAGUCAAACCCAGCAAAGGACCCAUAACAGCUGGCCCAACAAUUCCACCACCACGUCCGCCACCAACCAGGGUUCUCUGUCCAACAUGGUUAGUCUCCCCUCCAGUUUGUCACAGUUUUACCCCCAGUCCUUUUUAUCCUCUUUUUCACAGCUGAAGAACCCAUCUCUUCCAAUCCAUCAGACCGCGCUGUCUUCCAAGAAUCCUCUGGAUGAGAUCUUGGACCUGACUGUGAGCUCCCCGUCACCCUCCCCAGACACCACUGAGGGUGGACUGAAUCUGGACAGUCUGACGAGACACGCUACAGGAUUCGGAGAUGACUUAAAUCUGGAGUCUUUGAUCUCGCAGAAUGCAUCGAAUGCCCAGCAUGCUGCACAAAUACAGCAGCCUCUGUUGCUGCAGCAGCAACAACAGCAGCAACAACAGCAACAGCAACAUGUGCAGGCAACACAACAGCAACACAACCUGCUGGCCAAUAACCACCAAGACUUGUUAGAUUUUUUUGACUUGCCCCUGUCUCCUCAGAUGCCCACGCAGAAAGCAAGCCCUUCAUCCUCUACCUCCUCCACGUCCUCCACUUCUUCUGUGUCAAACAGCCUGGUUUCUCACGUCCCCUCUGGCCUCCUGCCCACAUCUGCCCUCAUCCCAACAUCGUCCUCCUCUUCUCUCUUCCCCAGUCCGUCCUCAUCCUCCUCUCUGUUUUCAAACUCUUCCUCUCACUUCUCUUCCCCCUUUCUCCUCCCCCAGUCAGACUCCCUUUCCUUACCCAACGGCCACAGCAAUACCACUGCCCUUGAUGUUCGUGAGGCUCUGAACAGCAUGCUACAGGCCGGAUCGGACCGCAAGUCUGUCAUUCAGUACCGGCAUCAAGACUAAGAGCUGCAACAGCAACUGCUCGUCUGGAAUCUGAUUUUCUCUCUGUGUUUCGGUUGGUCUUUUAAAGCAGAUUGUGUGUUGUUCACUGCUGUCUGUGUUCGCACCCUCAGACCUGCUCCCUCUCCCCUCAGGGCCUAUAGUCACGUCACUGCCUGUCCUGCGCUUGGCUCACCCUUCUCUCUCUGUCCACCUGUAGUUCAUCCAAAUGAGGCUGUCGAGGUGAUAGCGGGCUCGAUCAGUAUCAGAUUUCUGCAUAAAAAUGUGUCCUCCACAGUGAAAAGGCAGCUGUAAUACAAAAGAAGUGGGGAAAAAAAAACGUGAUUAACUGUAUUUUAUUGAACAUACGAGCUGUCAAAACAAAAGCUCACUCACUGAGGUGUGGAAAAUCUUUAUGAAACCUCCCGCUGCUGAUUUUACGAGGUAUGACUGGUGAAGUUGCUGGAAGCUCUAAAUGCCUUUCACCAGUUAAAACCACAUCUGUAGACUUUGCUUUGCUGUUACUUCACUUCAUGGCUGUUUUAUGCAAGGUUUGGUUUGAGUGAAACAUAAAUAGUGUUGGCUGGAAGAUGGGGGGAAAAACUGAAGAGAUCUUUUAGAUUAUUAGCCGUGAAAUGCCUCAGUUUCCUUUUUUGCUUUUGUUUUUUUUUCUUCCAUGCUCCUUCUUGUUUUUCUCCCUGCUUGUAUGAACACUAGUGUGAGGAAAAAGGGAGAGGAAGUCUGCUGUUGCAAACAGUGCCUUUGGAGAAAUCUAUAAAUGCAGUCUUUAAAAAUCCAUGUAGCCUAAUGUAUAGAUUUGUACUCUUGAGCGUUGGUUUUGAUUUUAAUUUAAUUGUGCUAUAUUUGUAUUUAACUUUUAGCCCCCUCAGUCAGUCAGUCAGUGAGUCAGUCAGUGAGUCAGUCAGUGAGUCAGUCAGUGAGUUAGUGGUGGUGUUACACUAUGCUGGUGGUGGAUUUCCCCUCACUCAGCCUGUAUGUACUCUGUGAUGCUGCUUUUAAAACAAGAGCAGUAGACGCGUCCUUUUUCUCUGUGUCUCUCUGUCCCUGUCGAUUGGACAACAUGUCAUAGGGUCAGUAUGGCACAGAUUAUUGAGCAGCGUGGAUAAAAUUAGUCUCGCAUUCAAAUGUUUUCACAUUCACACACCCUCCUUUUUUUUUUUUUUUUUUUUUAAUAACUGACGAUAACAUGUGGUGAUGUGACUCCUGGUUUGAUUUAAUUUCGAAUUUUCUCAGGAAAGGCUCCAGUGUGUUGUUUUUUUUUUUUGUGCAUGUGUGUCUUUUUGACCAGCACAUAUAUAAAAAAUUGUUUAAAGACUUUCAUUACAAUGAAAUAAUGUUUUUUAUUGUCUUGAGGUCUGAAAAGAAAAUCCUAUCAUCUCUAACUUGCUUGGAUAAUAGUAGUAAGCUUGAGACAAAGUUCUCAAUGUAUUUCCAUUUCAGGCUUCAAGGCUGUAAAAACAUUGGAUACAUGUGUGUGUGUGUGUAUCAGAGUACAUAUUUAAAUACCUGUGAGAUUUGGCCAUCUUUGUGUGAAAAGGAUGCACUGUGGCUGGUUCAUGACAGAAAUGCCAGGAUAAGUUCAAGUGAUUAAAAAGCAAUAAAACCAUAUUCUACAUUUGUUAUGAAA
This is a messenger RNA of Scatophagus argus, 7146 nucleotides long. RefSeq names its product protein strawberry notch homolog 2 (gene sbno2b). The transcript is spliced from 29 exons. NCBI's taxonomy places the organism in Eukaryota, Metazoa, Chordata, Actinopteri, Scatophagidae. The coding region runs from base 939 to 5522 and encodes 1527 amino acids. The record is from RefSeq and is a predicted model, not a curated record. Gene Ontology annotation, cellular component: nucleus. Gene Ontology annotation, biological process: regulation of DNA-templated transcription. Gene Ontology annotation, molecular function: histone binding; chromatin DNA binding.